AUGGCUCGCCUGUGGCUCGAAGUCAUGCAAGAGGUAUGUGUGCAUGAGGUGUCUGGUUCACCUGCUGGGUCGUACGGAAAGGUGGUGCUGAAAUUCCUGCACGGCGGCCCUGCUGGGAGCCUGGCUGUGCGACGGGGAUUGGAUCGCCUGAAGAGACGGCUCGCCUGUGGCUUGAAGUCAUGCAAGAGGUAUCAUGGGUACCUGUGGGGUAUGCGUGCAAGGGCGGAUGUGGUAUGCAUGCUUGAGGUGCGUGAUCAGUGGGAGGAGGGAAUCGCCAUCCCGCAUGUGUUUGCAGACAUGGAGGGGGCGGACGUGGGCGUGUGUGGGCGUGCUGCAGCAAUGGCAGGUGCUCGACUGUUCACGAUCGGUGGGAAGAGGGCAUCGCGAUCCCACACGUGUAUGCAGACAGGGAGGGGCCCGACGUGGGGGUGUGUGGCGUGCUGCAGCAGUGGCAGGUGCUCAACUGCGCCGUGGCCCGGAAGCGACAUUCAGAACAACCAGAAGCUCCAGAAACACCUGUUGCGCCUGCAGCAGGGGGCUUCCCCAUCUUAUGCCUCACCAGAAGUUUCCUUUUCAUCCCUCACCAACUCCCCACUUUGGCAGGUUCGCUAUCGGUGGGAGGAGGGGAUCGCCAUCCCGCACGUGUUUGCAGACAAAGAGGGGCCGGACGUGGGCGUGUGUGGUGUGCUGCAGCAGUGGCAGGUGCUCACUGCGCCGUGGCCCAGAAGCGGCAUAGGCAUUCAGGAGCACCUGCCUCACGUGAAUUGCCCUUUCUCAUGCUCUACAAAUUAUUCCCUGUUCGCGCUGCAGGUUCGCGAUCGGUGGGAGGAAGGAAUCGUGAUCCCACACGUGUAUGCAGACAGGGAGGGGCCGGACGUGGGGGUGUGUGGCGUGCUGCAGCAGUGGCAGGUGCUCAACUGUGCCAUGGCCCGGAAGCGGUGGCGCAGGGCACGAGUGCGGGAUCGGUGGGAGGAGGGGAUCGCCAUCCCACACGUGUUUGCAGACAAAGAGGGGCCGGACGUGAGCGUGUGUGGCGUGCUGCAGCAGUGGCAGGUGCUCAACUGUGCCAUGGCCCGGAAGCGGUGGCGCAGGGCACGAGUGCGGGAUCGGUGGGAGGAGGGGAUCGCCAUCCCACACGUGUUUGCAGACAAAGAGGGGCCGGACGUGAGCGUGUGUGGCGUGCUGCAGCAGUGGCAGGUGCUCAACUGGCAAGAUUGUGGCAGUGAAACAGGGGGGAUGCGCCUGCUGAUGACAGGGGCGCGCAUGUGUGUGCCGGAGGUGCAGGAUGGGCUGCUGAUCACGAGCAUGUACAUAGCAGAGCUGGAAGAGGCCGUCAUGCACACCGGCAGCCUCAACAUCGCCCACAAGAGGCUCUUCUCCGACAUGCAGGCGUUCAAGAAUGGGAGGAGGGGGAGCGGAGGGAGGAGUGGGAGGGAUGCGGGAGGCACAGGAGGGGAGGGUAACGAUUCUAGUGGCUCGAGUGAUGAGGAGGGAUGUGUGCAAGGAAAGGGAGAGCGCAGCACGAUUGGAUACCUGAGCACACGCAUGUCAGGCCCAGACAACAAGUGGAGGCUGUAUUGGAGCGAAGCCAAGCCCAUGCCAGCCCUCCUGCAGCCGCCUCUCUUCGACGAGUGUGAGGCCGGGUGUCUGUGGGGCGCUCGGCAGCGCUUCAAGUGGCCCCCUUCCUGCAAAACGGCAGCAGCAAGACCUGGUGUCUGUGGGGUGCUCGGCAGCGCUUCAAGUCACUCCUUUUGUGCGGGACAGCAGCAGCAGCAGCAAGGCCCGUGCUUCAAGUCACUCCCAUUUGUGCGGGACAGCAGCAGCAGCAAGGCCCGGUUGGAGGAUGCUGUGAAGACAACCGCCAUCCUCCCUUGCCUCUCUGUUUGCCACCUUCCCAGGUGUCUGUGGGUUGCUCGGCAGCGCUUCAAGUGGCUCCCUUUGUGCGAGAGAGCAGCAGCAAGGCCACAUUGGAAGAUGCUGUGA
Molecule: messenger RNA, 1983 nt
Organism: Closterium sp. NIES-65
Lineage: Eukaryota; Viridiplantae; Streptophyta; Zygnematophyceae; Desmidiales; Closteriaceae
Source: the annotation of a GenBank genome assembly